Polychytrium aggregatum is the source of this 2648-nucleotide messenger RNA. Its product is annotated as terpenoid cyclases/protein prenyltransferase alpha-alpha toroid. The coding region runs from base 284 to 2434 and encodes 716 amino acids. The record is from RefSeq and is a predicted model, not a curated record. The transcript has 13 exons. Gene Ontology annotation, cellular component: lipid droplet. Gene Ontology annotation, biological process: triterpenoid biosynthetic process; cholesterol biosynthetic process. NCBI's taxonomy places the organism in Eukaryota, Fungi, Chytridiomycota, Chytridiomycetes, Polychytriales. Gene Ontology annotation, molecular function: lanosterol synthase activity.
CUCCACUGCCUGAUCCUCUCUGCGCCCUCCAUCGCCUCUGUCGCUGCACGCCAAAUCUGCCGGUCAUCCGCCUAUUCAGCCGGAUAGCCAGAGAUUUCGCCAACCUCGGUGCUGCCCAGGAAUCGGCGCAUCACGUGGGGUCGAAUAAUUGAUUGGAGCGUCACAGUCCGCCCGAGAUAUAUGACCAGCGACGAUCGCCGGCCUGCCUCGCUCGACCAGCAGCAUCUGCCCUCUGCCUUCUGCCGUGCGCUGCUCCUGACCGCUCCAGCAACCACCCGCCGCCAUGCAGUACAAGUCCACCACCAAUCUGGACUACUGGCGACUCAACGUCGACAAGGACGGCCGCCAGACCUGGGUCUAUCUCGCCAGCGAAGAGGAGCGAGCCAACUGGCCCCAGACUCCCUAUGACCGGUACUGGCUCGGCAUCUACAAUGAGGCUCCAGAGCUCCCAUCUCCAUGCACACCCUUGGACAGCGCCCGCAACGGAUUCGAGUUCUACCGCCACCUCCAGACGCCGUCGGGUCACUGGGCCGGCGAGUACGGCGGGCCGAUGUUUCUGCUUCCGGGCUUUGUCAUCGUCAACUAUGUCACCGGCACUCCCUGGCUCAAGGGCCAGCGAGAAGAAAUUAUCCGCUACAUCAAGAACCGAGCUCAUCCCGACGACGGUGGUUGGGGCAUCCACAUCGAGAGCGAUUCGACCGUCUUCGGAACCGCCCUGAACUAUGUGUCGCUGCGUCUACUCGGUGUCGAUGCCGAAGAUCCCGUCUGCAUUCGAGCCCGAGCGACACUGCACAGGCUCGGCGGCGCCACCGGCAUCCCGUCGUGGGGCAAGUUCUGGCUGUCCAUCCUGAACGUUUACGACUGGGAAGGCAACAACCCUAUCCCGCCGGAGCUGUGGCUGCUGCCCUACUGGAUGCCCGUCCACCCCGGCCGCAUGUGGAUCCAUACUCGCAUGGUCUAUCUCCCGAUGGGCUAUCUCUACGGCAUCCGCUUCCGCGCCAAAGAGACCGAACUCAUCCACCAGCUUCGACAGGAGCUGUAUGUCACGCCGUACGAGGAGAUCUACUGGCCUGCGCAGAGGAACAACGUCUGUCCCGUCGACGUCUACUGUCCCCACACCAAGAUCUUUGACAUGCUCAACGUCCUUCUGAGCAUCUACGAAAAGAUUCCCAACGGCUGGCUCCGGAAGUUGGCGCUCGACCAGUCCCUCAAGCACAUCCGCGCCGAAGACAAGAACACCAAAUACUGCGAUCUCGCACCCGUCAACAAAGCCAUGAACAAGCUUGUCAUCUGGAUCGUCGAUGGUCCCGACUCUGAAUCCUUCAAGCAGCACUGCUAUCGCGACCAGGACAGCUUCUGGCUCGGCGCCGAGGGUAUCAUGUGCAACGGCACCAACGGCAGCCAGCUCUGGGACACGGCGUUCAUGGUCCAGGCCCUAGUCGAGUCCGGCCUCGCGGAGGAGAAGAGCUUCAAGCCCCACAUGGUCCGAGCGCUCGAGUACAUUGACGCCAGCCAGUUCAAGGAGGACUGCGAGGACCGCUGGGCCCUUUCCUACCGCGAAAUCUCCAAGGGCGGCUGGGGGUUCAGCAAUCGCGACCAGAGCUACCCUGUCUCGGAUUGCUGUGCCGAAGCCAUGAAGUCGACUCUCCUCCUGCAAAACAAGCUCACAUCCAUGCCCAAGCUGAUCUCGGACGAGCGCCUGUUCGACACCAUCAACGUGCUCUUCUCCAUGACAAACCCUGACGGCGGCUUUUGCAGCUACGAGCGCCGGCGCGGAUCGUACUUGCUGGAAUGGCUCAACCCAGCCGAGGUCUUUGGCAACAUCAUGAUCGAGUACUGCUAUCCCGAAUGUACCACGGCCGUGCUCCUUGGCUUGACCACCUUCCGCAAGCACUUCCCCGACCACCAAUCGGAAGAGAUCAAUGAUCUGAUCAAGCGUGCUGCUCAGUAUAUCAAGAACUCCCAGCUGCCAGACGGAAGCUGGUACGGCUCGUGGGCCAUUUGCUUCACUUAUGCCACCUGGUUUGGCAUCGAGAGUCUGAGCAGCAUUGGCGAAUCCUACGAGAACAGCGACAAUGUCAAGCGUGCCUGUGAUUUCCUGGUUUCGAAGCAGAUGAAGGACGGCGGAUGGGGCGAAAAGUACAAGUCAUGCGAGCUGCACACCUACGUCCACCACGACACCUCGCAGGUCGUGAUGACCUCGUGGGCCGUGAUGUCGCUGAUGGCAGCGCAGUAUCCGGAUGAAUCCGUCAUCCGGGCGGGCAUCAAGGUUAUCAUGUCUCGCCAGCAGCCCAACGGCGAGUGGCUUCAGGAAGGCAUCGAGGGAGUCUUCAACCACAACUGCAUGAUCUCCUACCCGAACUACAAGUUUGCCUUCACGAUCUGGGCCCUGGGCAGAUACGCUCGCCUCUAUGGCAAUCCCAAGCUCGCUUAGAACAUGCAAUCGUUGAAUGCGCUGUGUGUUGUAGUGGCUGGGACAUUGCUAUGCUGAGUGGCAGUCGGCGGGCAUUGCAUGCCUGUGGAUGAGCUGCAAUGCGGCGGUGCGAAAGUCGAGUGUGUGGCGAAUGACCAUGGCCAGCGCGCAUUGGUCUCGGCCGAAAAAAUCAUCUAUAGAUGCUCAUAAUCCGGGGUGCACCGUUUUUUACUCA